CUUGGAUUUUCUUGGGGUUUCCCUGAGGUUUCGCUGUGGUUUCGCUGUGGUUUCGCUGUGGCUUCCUCGGAUCCUCGUUGGCUGUUCCUGGGGUCUAUCGAUACGCCGGCCCUGUUGUUUGCAUCUCGUUUGCCCGGCUGAAGCUCUCGACUGAGGACUCGAUCGUACCGAAUCCGACUUGAUCGCUCUGAUAUCCGUCCCGAUCGCAUCCGGUCGUCAACUGCACAACACUGCAACGAAAUCGCGGUCUGCCCCAACGCAUCCAUCAUGAAAGAUACUCAAAAACGCACCCGUUCGGCCGAGGCCGCCGAUCAGCCUGCCAAGAAGCAGAAGCACCUGGAUGCCAGCUCAAAGCCUACCAACACCAAUGCCAAAUCAGCCGACGCCAAAAAGUACAAAAAGAUCGUCAAGGGCCCGCAGCAAGAAUCGCACUCAAGCGCAGCUGUCAGGAAACGGAUCCGCGACACCGAGCGGCUGCUCAAACGGCCCAAUCUCGCAGCAGACGUUCGGGUCGAACUCGAACGACGCCUCCAAUCGCUCAAAUUCGAGGUCAGCGAGAACACCCAGGAGCAGAAGGAGAAGACCCUGUACGAGAAGUACAAGUACCUUCGAUUCGUGGAACAGAAAAAGGUCUCUCGGAAGCUCCGCCAGGCCGAGAAGCUUGUCGCCGAUAGCACCGAGCCGGACGAGGCACUACUACGCCAGCUGCACUACUACAAGGUGCUGAUGAACUACAUCCAGCAUUAUCCGCGGGACAUGAAAUACAUUGCUCUCUUUCCAAAGAACGAGCCCGAUGAGUCAACCGAUCCCUCUGAACUGGACGCCGAGACUGCAGGCUUUGAUGUCGAGGCGGAUACCAACAAGGAGCGACGAGCAAUCAAGAUGAAGAUAUCCGAGCUUGUUACCGAUGGCUUGAUCCAUGACGGACUGGUCCUGCGGCAAGCCGAUGUGUUCGGAUCGUCUGCAAAGGCCCCCGGAACCGGCCCCGAUGAGGGGCAGCUGCCAGCCAAAACGAAAACCAAGAAGGCGGCCGUCCCUCCUCCAGUCCUGAAGAGCAAACCAGCAACUUCCCCCGCCCCAGUUGACAAUGCGACAGACUCGAAAAAGAGCCGAAAGACCAAGAAGGCCUCCAAGUCCGCAUCGACAGAUAAAGCCGAGCAAGUCACGGCCACUCCGGUCGAAGAAAAUGAGAGCGACCAGCCGGCACUCGAAGAUACCGACGACUUUUUCUUGGGCGGCGAUGGCGGCGAUGGCGGCGAAGGAGAUGCGCCGUUGGUUAUCCCGGAUGUUGAGGACCACGAGAUCCUCGGUCUCCGUGAGAACGAGGACCAUCGGUACGGCAAGCAGAGCUCCCUGCUCGACCGGAAAAAGAAGAAGCACGGCCCUGACGGGCAGGACUGGCAGAGCGACCGCACCCGCGGCAGAACCUCGGGCCGGGGCGGGAAGAAGCAGCGGCGAUAGACACAGCCCUGUUGUGCUCUAGAUCACGAAUAUACAUGGUUAUGUCGC
This is a messenger RNA of Polychytrium aggregatum, 1509 nucleotides long. RefSeq lists its product as uncharacterized. Gene Ontology annotation, cellular component: preribosome, small subunit precursor; nucleolus. NCBI's taxonomy places the organism in Eukaryota, Fungi, Chytridiomycota, Chytridiomycetes, Polychytriales. The record is from RefSeq and is a predicted model, not a curated record. Bases 268 to 1461 code for a protein of 397 amino acids. The transcript has 4 exons. Gene Ontology annotation, biological process: maturation of SSU-rRNA from tricistronic rRNA transcript (SSU-rRNA, 5.8S rRNA, LSU-rRNA).